Saccostrea echinata is the source of this 1010-nucleotide messenger RNA. Its product is annotated as annexin A4-like. Bases 1 to 942 code for a protein of 313 amino acids. Gene Ontology annotation, cellular component: cytoplasm. Gene Ontology annotation, molecular function: calcium ion binding; calcium-dependent phospholipid binding. The transcript is spliced from 11 exons. NCBI's taxonomy places the organism in Eukaryota, Metazoa, Mollusca, Bivalvia, Ostreida, Ostreidae. The record is from RefSeq and is a predicted model, not a curated record.
AUGGCGACAAGUAAGAGAGCUCCCGCUAACUACAAUGCCGAGGGCGAUGCCAACAAUCUAAAGAAGGCAAUGAAAGGUCUUGGGACGGACGAAGAAACCAUAAUAAACAUCCUAGGAUAUCGUUCUAACGCACAGCGACAGGAAAUAAAGAAAGUAUACCAUGCGUUGUUUGGAAAGGAGUUGGUGAAGGAUUUGAAAAGUGAGUUGGGAGGGAACUUUGAAAAAGUCAUUAUGGCUAUGAUGAUACCACCUGAAGAAUACGACGCUGCUGAACUCAAACGAGCGAUGAAGGGCAUUGGUACAAACGAGGAUGUAUUGAUAGAAAUUAUGUGCAGCCGUUCAAAUGAUGAAUUUCGCGCGAUAAGCAAAGCUUAUGAAUCAAAAUACAAGAACAUCUUAGAAAAAGACAUUAAAAGUGAUACAUCAGGAGAUUUUAAAAGACUGUUGGUUUCCCUGGCAACAUGCAAUCGUCAAGAGGACAAAAAUGUGGACUUGCAAAAAGCUGAAACUGAUGCCAAGAGAUUACAUGACGCGGGUGAAAAAAUGUGGGGUACAGACGAGGCCGUGUUUAAUUCCAUAUUAGUGCUACAAAGUUAUCCACAGCUCAGGGCUGUGUUCGAUCAGUAUUCCAAGAUAGCCAAAAAAGACAUAGAGGACUCGAUCAAGAGUGAAAUGUCAGGAGAUGUAAAGGCAGGAAUGUUGGCUGUAGUUAGAGUUGUCAAAAAUAAAGCUGCGUUUUUUGCAAAAAAGCUUCACGAUUCUAUGAAGGGGGCUGGAACAGAUGACGACGACUUGAUCAGAAUAAUUGUGUCAAGGUCAGAUAAAGACAUAAGUGAAAUCAAAAAAGAGUUUCAGAAGAUCUAUGGCAAGACUCUGGAGGAAUUUAUCAAGGGUGAUACUUCGGGAGAUUACAAGAAGAUUUUGUUGGCACUUAUCUCUUGAGGGGAAAAAACUUCAUUUGGAGAGCUCAAAGAGAGUGUUGUGUUGGGUGAAAAUAAGAAAUGCAUCUA